Molecule: messenger RNA, 3453 nt
Organism: Leptinotarsa decemlineata (Colorado potato beetle)
Lineage: Eukaryota; Metazoa; Arthropoda; Insecta; Coleoptera; Chrysomelidae
Gene: Sox15
Product: Sox box protein 15
Biological process (GO): positive regulation of transcription by RNA polymerase II; cell differentiation
Cellular component (GO): nucleus
Molecular function (GO): RNA polymerase II cis-regulatory region sequence-specific DNA binding; DNA-binding transcription activator activity, RNA polymerase II-specific
Source: RefSeq, a predicted model, not a curated record
AUGUUUUAUAUUUCAAUGUCUUUCGUGUCAAGUGCCAGCUUUUCAAAAAUACAUUUUUAUGUUGCAGGUGGGUACGCAGUUUUUCCACUAGUGGUCAGUGGUAAAAAAUGGCGAUCUUUGACUCCCCAAGACAGACGACCGUACGUCGAGGAAGCUGAACGUCUCCGCGUCAUCCACAUGACUGAACACCCCAACUACAAAUACCGUCCUCGACGAAGGAAGCAUAACAAACAACGAGCGGCAUCCGGUCCCGUUCCGCGGGUGGGAACUUCUUUGCCCAGUCCAAGUCUACCCAACAUGUCACCCAGAUACUCUGGAUACAUACCCAACGCGAGUUUGUCUCCGACAAUUCAACAACAGGGGAGUUUCAACGGAAUGGAAUUUUCCAGCCCAGGAGGUAGCGUUGAUUACCCCACGGAAAAAAGAUUCAGUCCUGAUAGUUACAAAUUCAGUAAUCAAUACGGUUACGUGGGAUACUCAAACUAUGCGCAGAAAAGUCCCUACUCGAUUCAGAGCCCAGAACCGUCACCAACACACAGCCCUGAGCCCAAAAGUCAAAAUCCCCCUGGUAGCCCCAUCGAAGAUAAGUGCAGAACUGGCGAGAAGACGCCGGAGCUACCUCCUUUGGAGGCAGAUAAGGAGCAGUACCAGCAGUAUAAAGAAGAGCAGAGGAUAUCGAAUAUACAAACCAGCACUAGUAUGAGCCCUGCCCAUCAAAGUUAUAACAGCAGAGUGCAGAACUACAGACAACUCAAUGUUAGUUACACGAAUACCCAACCCAUUACUUCUGUUCCCAUGGCAAAUGGCAUGUACAUAAUGUGUGCGAAUAAGAGUAGCGUGGAACAAGGACAGGUAGUUACUGGAACAUUCUAUCCACCUGUGGCUACUUCGCAAGAUCAACAGAUGCUCGGUAACACCCACAACCUGAACACUGUGGCCAACAUGCCCAACAGCAUGCCAUACUACAGUAACCCCAUUUCUUCAUACUACGCGAAAGAAUAUACCUAUGAAAAUCACGACACAACUAAAGAAAACUUUCUUAACUACCAACAAAUGAAAAUGCUGGAGAAACCGGACUACCUUAACGUCUACAAACAGCACUCCAGUAUGGAAGAAGCUUACGAAUACACACAGGAGGGUAAUCAGUUGGUUCAUUCCUACCUCCCGAACCCCAGUGAAGAACGUAGUGAUGUGGACAGUGAUGACGUCGACACUAGAGAGUUCGAUAAGUAUCUGAAAUUCAGCACCUCUGAGGCUCACGCUGCUAUCGAUUCCAACCAUAACUACCAUAGGAACGAUGCUGUGAAUUCGAAUGUGACGUACAAUUUCCAAGCUCAGCAUACAUCUGUGAUCCUGCCUAACACUAGUGUGAAGCCAGAGCCUUUUCUUGGACACUGCCCGGAAGUUUACGAUUUGGCUACGAACGGUGUUCCAAAAAACGAGGAUGAAUUUAGCGAGAUUUUAGCUGGUGUACGAAAGACCUGCUUCAGUACGUGAUGACUGACUUACUUAUGUGGUGACGUUCGAAUGUGCAAUAAACGAAUUGAGUGGGACAUGAUAGUUUUGGUUUUGCUAGCUUGGCUGCCUAUACAUUGAAUACAUAUUUGUCUUCCAUAUUUUAUAGAGAUGACGACAUGAAAAUCAUAGCACACUAGAUGCAGAUUUAUUGGAGUGCAACUAAAAAGUUAUCAAAAUAUUUGUUGAACAUCAACUGAUAACUAAUAAAUAAGGCAUAUAUACCCACAUGAUGAAAUUUAAUGAGAAUCUUUUUGUAUUGUGAUCUAUCGUGUACUCCAACUGAAUACUGCCAUUUCAUCUGGUAACUGUUUGUCACUAUCCUAGAAAUUGAAUGUGUAUGUGUAGAGAGUGUUGAUGAGUUAUUCGUUCUUGGUCAAUUACAAACACACUGAUGAUAAUAGUCAAAACGUCUCAAUUGGAAGUAGCAAAUAUUGAAUAUACUGAAGACAGUAUACACGGAAAACACUGAACCCAAAAAAUGUUGCAAGAGACAAAUCGUUUUCUAUUAUAUGACUUUAAUAUUCACUCAUUAUCAUUGAAAGAAUAAAAAGAUUUAAUUCAAUCAUCAUCACCAUCACUAUAUGCUAAUAAUUACAGUUGGGUCACGAAAAAAUACACAUACGUCAUCAAUUUCCACAUCCAAUAUGAGUCGACAAACUACUUUGCUACACCAAACAACCUAACCGUUCAGUGGAUAAUUUUAUAAGUUCGCUGAUAUUGAAAUCCCAAUGAUACGAUUUUGGGCUAAUUUCAUGAAAAUCAUCAGCACUUUAUUAAUAAUUCUGUACGAACAAAUUUCCAAUUCCGACGACUGAUAUUAGAACUGUUUGUGUCAAAUGUGAUACUAUGUGUAUAAAAAAAUGGAAAACGUAGACAAUUGAAAAUAAAUCGAUAGUACCUAAUAUGUCAUCGCCUUAUCUCAAAAACUAUCAUACAAACAAGAACUUCUGCUGAUUAAAUGCAAAGGUUUACUGUUUUGUCUUCAUGUUUCACUUUUAUGAGAAAGCGAUGCUAUAUGAUACUAUGAUUUAUCAUAUAUUUUAGUGUGUAUUCUUUCGUCGAUCAAACUGUAGUUAUCUUGAACAUAUGAAGUUUGUUAAUUGGGAACGUCUCCCAUUUUCGAAAUAUCAAAUUGUUAUCAUAUUGUGUUAUCAUAGUUAUGUGAUUAUGGGUGAUUUCUUAAUAGGCGCGACUACUGGAGAGUAUUUUCGUAUUUGCACAACAAACUCAUACACAGGAUGUUAUUUUGUAGGCUUCCAACUCACAGGAAAUAACAUUUUUUGCAACCAUGAUUCCACCAACCUGAAUCUUAGACGAGAUCCAGCUUUGAUUUUCGAAUAAAGUUAUUUAUGGGAAAAAAAUUCCAAUUUGCAAGAAUAAAUUGCAAAAAUAAAAUAUAUAAUCUAAUUACUCGUGAUUCUAUGAAUUCGAUUAAAGUAUAAUAAACACUUUCUAGAUACUACUGCGGUUCUUCAAUGUACACGGUGGCCCCAUCGAAAACGUACCUCAAGGCACAGGUAAUUGUCAGAGAAAUAUAUUUUCGCGAAACUUCGAAUACAUGUCAAGUUUGUUUGUAAGAGGUACAAGUUUUGAUCUGAAAACCGUCGCAACACCUUCAACCGUAUAAGCAGAAGCGGCAUUUUUUCAAAGAGAAUAUGAAUAUGAAAUAGAAUAUAAAGGUCGAUUCAUUAAGCUCAUUGAAAAGGAAUUUCAAGUCUCCCGACUUCUGCUUUGUUUUCGAAAAUCGGUUUACUUGUUUGAAAAAUGUGUAGCUUUGGGAUGUCAGCAAUACUUUAUUUGAAAAAGCAAAAAUAAAAUCAAUUUCAUUUAAAAUAUAUAUUUAUAUUUCAUAUAAAAUAUAGCACUAGCGCAUCAUUUCGCAGCAUAAAUUAAUCACUCUUCACAGUCAGGAGUGAUAUUUGUAUACUUUUUCAU